AUGCUUGACGCACCCAAUGCGAAUACUUCGGCUGGGCAACGUGCUGCCCAGGCCAUACAGACGUCCAUCAUCGAGCCGUUCGAUCGUCAUCGAACAAAAUGGACGCGAUGGGUGGAGCGUCUUGAAGGCGCGUUCGCGCUAUUUUCUGUUCCGGAGGACAGGAAAUUACUGAUGCUGCUUCAUUAUAUUGGGUGUGAAAAUUACGAUAUUGUGGCGGAUAAGUUGGCCCCAGUGAAACCGCAGGCCAAAAGUUACGCAGAAAUCGUAAAAUUGCUGGAAGAGCAUUUCACCCCGAAACCACUGGAAAUAUUAGAAAAUUUCCGUUUCAAGUGCUGCAAGCAGGGUGAUGAGUCAAUAGAUGACUACCUGCUAUUGCUAAAGAAGUUAGCAAUUACAUGUAAUUUCGGGGAAUACUUGAGCACUGCCCUGCGCAACCAAUUCGUCUUCGGCUUAAAAAAUCGGGGAAUACAAGCGAGAUUGCUCGAAGUGCGCGACCUUACGCUGGAUAAGGCGCAUGACCUCGCUGUGGCAAUGGAAAUGUCAGCGCGAGGGGGUGACGAAAUUCAGGGCCAAGAGAAGAACGAUAUUUGGUUGCUACGUCAGGCUAAUAAGACUACAAAAGGCCGGAAACCAAUGCAUACAGAUCGACGGGAAAAGGUGAGCACUAAUACAAGCACAGCUGCGUGUUACCGGUGCGGUAACAAACAACACAUGGCGAACAAGUGUGCGCACGUAAAUACAGUAUGCCACAACUGUAAAAAGACGGGUCACUUAAGCAAAGUCUGCUCGAAGAAGCAAAAUGUGCCCGGUACACACAAACACAAUGCAGUCCACAGCGUGGACGAUACAAAUAAAUUCGACGAAAUUUGCGGUCUGUAUAAUACAGAGAGCCGAAUAGAAAAAUUCUGGGCUGAAAUCUCUGUAAAUGGCAAAGGCAUUAAGUUCGAAGUGGAUACCGGUGCCCCGGUUGCGAUUAUAAGUCUGGAGGACUUUAAAAAGGUACUGCCAUCUUUAAAACUGCAUGCAGCAGAUUUGACACUGGUAAGCUACAGCGGAGAUCCUGUCAAACUGCGUGGAAAAUGUGUAGUUACGGUUAAAAGUGCAAGUGACGCACAACAACUACCAUUGUACGUAGCUGAAAACCGCAAGCACCCGUUACUAGGGAGAAAUUGGAUCAAGGCGCUACGACUUGAUAUGAACCAAUUCCACGAAAUCCACAGCGUGGAUGUUACAAAUACAGAUGGCAACACAUCGGUUACAAAAUUGCUACAAAAAUACGAUGGUGUGUGUGCCGAGCCCAUAGGCAAAAUAAACGGGCUGGUAGCGAAGCUGCGCUUAAAGGACAAUGCGCAGCCAGUAUACAUGAGAGCGAGAACAGUACCAUUUGCAAUUAGAACUGCGGUAGAGCAGGAAAUAGAAAAAUUGGUGAAUAAUGGAGUUCUGGUGAAAGUCAACCACAGCGAUUGGGCAACACCUUUAGUUCCUGUGAUGAAAGCGAAUAAUAAAGUGCGACUUUGCGGUGACUACAAGAUAACCGUUAACAAAAACUUGGUGGUGGAUGAACACCCUCUUCCCAGCAUUGAAGAGUUAUUUGCAAAUGUGGCGGGAGGUGAGAAAUUUAGCAAAAUUGAUCUAUCCCAAGCUUACCUUCAGCUUGAAGUGGACAAAGAUCAGCAAGACAUACUUACACUGAGCACACAUAUGGGAUUGUACAAGCCGACACGCCUGAUGUAUGGUGACGAGUCACUGCCUGCUGAAACGUUACUGGAACCUACUACAACCAGAACGGCAGGACCUUCUGCUUCGGUCAACGAACCCUUGACUGAAAAGUGCAUACCGGAAGUUGUGUCAACUUCACUACCAG
Molecule: messenger RNA, 1864 nt
Organism: Anopheles cruzii
Lineage: Eukaryota; Metazoa; Arthropoda; Insecta; Diptera; Culicidae
Exons: 2
Biological process (GO): proteolysis
Molecular function (GO): nucleic acid binding; aspartic-type endopeptidase activity; zinc ion binding
Source: RefSeq, a predicted model, not a curated record